GCCUUGGCUAUUUGGUAUAGGUUAAAAGUUUCAGUUGCUCUUGAGAAAACUGUUUAAACGGCAGUAGUAAAGUAAGAUACACCAGCGAAAAUACUAACCAUAGAUAAAAUUAAUGUAAUUCUGAUAUGUGAUAUUAGAGAGCAGGAACCGGAGUAACCUUAAAAAUAUUCAGAAUGGAAUCAAAUCAAAUUUUGAGCCGCACAGUUUCUGAUUUACAAAAUACAAAACGACCAAAGGUUCUUGUAACAUUUCCACAUAUUCCUGAAAUAGGAAUUGAGCUACUGAAAAAUAAAUGUGAUUUAAUAAUAUGGGAUAAGCCAGUUGCAAUACCCCGUGAAGAAUUGAUGAAAAAAAUAGUAGGGGUGGAUGGUGUAUACUGCCUGCUGACUGAUAAAAUUGAUAAUGAGAUAUUGGAAGUCGCAGGACCUCAAUUAAAAGUAGUAGGCACCAUGUCAGUGGGAUAUAAUCAUUUAGAUUUGAAAGCUCUUAAAGCUAGAAAUAUUCAUGUUGGAUAUACUCCUGGAAUUUUAACUAAUGCAACUGCUGAAUUAACUAUAGCUUUAGUUUUGGCUACAUCUAGAAGAUUGUUCGAAGCAAAUGCUGCAAUGCUUAGAGGAGAAUGGACUGCGUGGUCUCCAACCUGGAUGUGUGGACCAGGAUUAAAAGGAUCUACUGUUGGUAUAGUAGGACUGGGAAGAAUAGGAAUUAAAGUAGCUGAAUGCUUAGCUAGUUUUGAUGUUAAAAAGAUUAUAUAUACUAGUAGAACUGAAAAAAAAGAAGCUGCUGCAUUUUGUGGACAGAAAGUUACUUUCAAUGAACUAUUGCAUCAAAGUGACUUUAUUGUGGUGACAACAGCACUCACACCUGAGACUACGAAUUUAUUUAAUGAAGAAGCCUUUGCCAAAAUGAAAAAAACAUCCGUUUUUAUUAAUACUAGUCGUGGAGAAGUUGUAGAUCAAGAUGCUCUUAUUCAAGCACUGAAAAAUAAAACUAUAUGGGCAGCUGGUCUAGAUGUUAUGGUUCCUGAACCUAUACCAUUAGACAGUGAAUUACUUAAACUAAGUAAUUGUGUUAUCCUACCUCAUCUUGGAAGUGCUAAUAUCGAAACCAGAACUAAAAUGGCUAAAAUGACUGCUGAAAAUAUAUUAGCUGUUUUACGUGGUGCACCUGAGGAAAUGCCUUCCCCUCUUAAUAUUGAAUAAACAUAUUACCUAAUCAUUUAAUUUAAAGUGAAAGAAACAAGCCAUACUUCAUUACAUUAACUAAAAUGUAUAUUCAAUAGGUGUCUAAUAAAAACAAUAAUAAAAAUAAGAAAUUAAUGCUUUUGCUAAACACAAUAGUAUGUCAAAGAGUUACUAUAAAAUAUAAAUUUGCUUCUUA
This is a messenger RNA of Cephus cinctus (wheat stem sawfly), 1380 nucleotides long. Its product is annotated as glyoxylate reductase/hydroxypyruvate reductase-like. The record is from RefSeq and is a predicted model, not a curated record. The coding region runs from base 174 to 1202 and encodes 342 amino acids. The transcript is spliced from 5 exons. Gene Ontology annotation, molecular function: hydroxypyruvate reductase (NADH) activity; NAD binding; glyoxylate reductase (NADPH) activity. NCBI's taxonomy places the organism in Eukaryota, Metazoa, Arthropoda, Insecta, Hymenoptera, Cephidae. Gene Ontology annotation, cellular component: cytosol.